AUGGCCACCGUUUACAACUUCGACGCCCCCAGGCAAACUUUCGUUGACUGCCGCGACACCCCGACUCUUCGACCCACCAUCCCCCAAGAAUUGAUUGAAAUUAUAAUCGACUUCGCCAGACACGACACCCCGUCACUCAGGACCCUCGCGCUUGCCCACCCAAAUUUCAGCAACGCAUGUCAGAAAUAUCUGUUUUCAACCGUCACCAUUUGCCCCCCGAAUCCUACGACAGAGAAAAAAACCACGCCUGCCCAGCGGUUCCUACAAUUAUUGAUCUCAUCUCCACAUAUCUCUCGUCACGUUCGUGCAUUGACAAUUGAAUGUCAAGGGCACAGUGGAGACGAUGAACCUUGGCUUCACACCGAUACCUCUCUCCAUCUCAUCCUUCCCCUUCUCACUCGUCUCACCAAAAUUGCCGUUGUAGGCGGAGCUGAGCCCGGCAGCGGCUUCAGCAAAUCAUACUUUACCUCCUGGUCAUCACUUUCUUCUAAUUUGCGAUCAGCGUUGACUUCGGUGUUGCGCUCAGCAUCCGUUGUUGACAUUGAGAUUGGUGGUUUCUCACUUAUGCCAACUUCGUCCGUCAGCAAAUGUUCGGCGCUGAAGCGGCUUUCUCUCCUCCCUGUUUACCUUGUAGACGACACCGGAAUUGGAGCCACGCACACGACGCCGUCUGGCCCUCCGGAUACUACCAGUGCGAUCCCCGUUCAACGUUCAGAACUCGAAGAAUUCGAAAUUCGGCAGACAUCUAUUACCCUACGGAGGACGACAGACUGGUUGCACAGUCCAGGCUGUUACCUUGAUGUCACCCGCCUACGAAACCUCAACGUUCACGUGGUCACACUCGAAGACCAUAACAGCGUGGCGAGGAUCCUGGAAACCUGUUCAAGUUCCCUGGAAAAUCUGAGCCUUGACGCAGGUUCUGAAGUGAACACAGUCAGACACAUUCAUGGAACUAUCUACCCGGCAUCGACUCCUGCCAGUUCGAUCAGCCUCGCUUCGCUCCCUAGGCUACGCUCUUUGACGCUUCACGCCACAAUAAGCAUGUUAAUGUUGAACAACCGACGCUUUGCCGAUCCUUUCCCAUGGCUGGUCGCUUUUCUGGAGACGCUUCCGAGCUCUAACUGUCUCUUUGAACUGGAAAUUUCCGUCGAGGUCGCCGUUGGCAAAGAGAUUUUCAACAAAAUCUCCUGGGAAGAACUGGCUCGCGUCCUCGUCUCGGAGCGGAUGUCAAGUCUGCGUACGGCGCGGUUGGAGCUGCGGUUAAAGGAGCAAGUGUUGGUUCAUGGGUUGCCGCAAGUUCUGGAGGGGAUGCUGGAUGCUGAUGAGCAUUUAUUUGAGUUGCGGAGUAGACGGAUUUUGGAAGUUGACGUCCAAUGA
This is a messenger RNA of Laccaria bicolor S238N-H82, 1377 nucleotides long. RefSeq lists its product as uncharacterized. The record is from RefSeq and is a predicted model, not a curated record. The transcript is spliced from 2 exons. NCBI's taxonomy places the organism in Eukaryota, Fungi, Basidiomycota, Agaricomycetes, Agaricales, Hydnangiaceae. Bases 1 to 1377 code for a protein of 458 amino acids.